Solanum stenotomum is the source of this 2895-nucleotide messenger RNA. RefSeq names its product filament-like plant protein 3. The record is from RefSeq and is a predicted model, not a curated record. NCBI's taxonomy places the organism in Eukaryota, Viridiplantae, Streptophyta, Magnoliopsida, Solanales, Solanaceae. The transcript is spliced from 4 exons. Bases 512 to 2617 code for a protein of 701 amino acids.
UACUUUUUAAUGGGAAAUACUUGUGUAUAAAUGUUUUUUUGGGGAUAAUUGGUUAGGCCUGUGUUUGCUUUUUCAGUAUUCGAUGAAGAUUCUAUGAUGGUAAUUUUUGUGGGGGUAGGUUUACUUUGCAUGGAUGAUGUAUAUAUAAAAUUGAUUUUCCUGGUAGGAAAGGCUUGACCUUUGUUUUUUUUUUUUGGGGGAUUGGCGAGGGGUAUCUUUUUCUGGUGGGUCACAAUCUUUUUCAGUUUUUGUGUGGUUUAUCCCCAAUUUUCCUCUGUUUGGGUUUCAGAGUAAUGAUUGUUUAUGGGGAAUGGAUAUCAACAACUCAUUCUAGUGUAUAGUUUGAAAUUGAAAUGCCUCCAACUUGAAAUAGUGUUAGGUAGUGAUUGUGAGAUGUGAAUUGUAAUCAAAGGCAGCCCCCAUUUUCAAUUGUUUAGGUAAAGGGGUUCCGUUUGGUAUUUUGCUUAUUAAUUUCUUUGUUGACACAAAAAAAUGAGGAGCUAGAGUUUGGAUGGACCGGCGGAGUUGGUUGUGGCGGAGGAAGUCGAGUCCUAGUGGUGAAACUGAAAGCUCUGCUGGAUCCAUUUCAUCCCAUUUCUCAGAUGAUCAGGUUCUUCUGAAUCACAACAUUCAAUCACCUGAAGUCACAUCUAAAACAGCUCCCACCGAUGCAGAACUUAAUGAAACUGUUAAGACUCUAUCAGCUAAAUUAUCAGAAGCUCUUGAGACUAUCCGCGAGAAGGAAGACUUGGUAAAGCAACAUGCAAAAGUAGCCGAGGAAGCUGUCUCAGGAUGGGAGAAGGCUGAAGCGGAAGUAUUGAUCCAGAAAAGACUAGUUGAGACAGCAAACCAAAAGAACUCAAUCCUUGAAGAGCGUAUCAGUCAUCUUGAUGGAGCACUUAAAGAGUGUCUGAGACAGCUUCGACAGUCAAGACAAGAGCAAGAGAAGAAUGUCCAGCUCACUGUGUCCAAGACAAGUUCUGAAUGGGAGUUUAGAAAGUCUGAACUUGAAAAUAAGCUUGUUCAGCUCCAGGCUGAACUGCAAAAUUCUAAAGCCAAAGACAGUAACGUCAAAGAUCUUCAGUGUAAGCUUGAAUAUGUGGAGAAACAGAACUCAAUACUCAAGAUUGAGCUUGUUUCCAUAUCUGAGGAGCUCAAAUUAAUGACAUCUGAAAGAGACUUAACCACUCAUGCUGCUGAAACGGUCAGCAAACAACAGCUCGAGAGUAUCAAGAAGGUCGCUAACCUUGAAGCAGAAUGCCGUAUGCUUAAGGCGUUCGUUCGGAAAAAAUCAGCCGUUAACCACCACAAGUCUAGCGCUGCUUCCUCUGCUUAUGUUGAACCUUCCACUCAUAGUUUAUCAAAUACUGGAGAACAGCUGUCUAUAGUCGAAAAUGAUAGUUGCAACACGAAUGGUUUGGAGCCAAAUAAUAAUUACCAAAACAGUUCUGGCUUCUUGUCUUCUGCUUUAGUUUCUGAAUUGAGUCAAUAUAAUAAUGGAAAGCCACAUAAAAGAGAACUUAUAGUGUCGUCUCUAGAGAUAAAUCUGAUGGAUGAUUUUCUUGAGAUGGAGAAACUUGCAGCACGUCCUGACAUAGUGUAUGAAAGAAGCAAUGGCAGAGGAGCACACAUCAGUGAACCCAUUUUAAGAACUGAACUUGGAGCCGUGAUUAGUCAGGCAGCUGACGUGGAGAAGUUGGCAAAGAUGGAGGAGGAGAAAUUGAAAUUAGAGAUGGAAUUAACUCAGUGUCAGGGAGAGCUUAAGAUAUCUAAAGAACAAUUAGAAGAAACCAUGGACAAUUUAACUGAAGUAAGAACUCAGUUAUCUAUGGAAAAUGAUGCCAGGAGAAAACUGGAGGCUGAAUUCAAGGCUACUAUAACCAAGCUUAAAGACUUAAUAGAACAUUCGCAGAAAAUGGAGGCUGAGAUUGUCGAGCUCGAAGCAAAGUUAUCUAUGGCAAAUGAAGCAAAGAAGAAGACUGAGGCAGAAGUCGAGUCUGCCAAUACUAUGCUUAAGAAUUUAGUUGAACGCUUAGAAGAAGCACAGAUUGAUGUUGUGGAGCUCCAAGCUCAGCUCAUUACAGCUAAUGAAGCAAAAAGAGCUGCUGAGGCUGAAGUUGAGGCUAUCAAUGUGAAGCUUAAGAAAUUAGAAUUUUGCUUGGAGGAAACUGAAGUCAAGUGUUUAGGAAUUCAAACCCAACUAGAAAUGGUGGAAGGAAUGAAAUCUGGAGUUGAGGCUGAACUUGAAGCUAUCAAUGCAAAGAAAUAUGUGUCAGAGUCACUACUUAAAGCGACUGAAUUGGAGCUUCAAACAUUGCUUUCUAAAGUUGAUUUUCUUCAAGAGGAGCUUUCCGAGGAAAGGGAUUUGCACCAGAAAACUGCUGCCAAGUUACAGAAACUAGAAAUUGAUAAUUCAGUGAAAAAAUCUACAUCCCAGCUUCAGAAAGGAACUAUAUUCGGGGAAUUUACAAUCAAUAAGGAUAAAGAAAUGGCAAUAGCAGCUAGUCGAUUUGCAGAAUGCCAAAAAACAAUUGCUUCCAUUAAUUGGCAAUUGAAGUCCCUUGCUAUCAUGGAUGAUUUCUUGAUCGAGUCAGAUGAGCCAUUACAGAUACAAUGACAUGACAUCCUCUUCAGAAGUUGCUCUUUUCUGAAGGGAGGAUGAUUGUCAAAGAUUGAAAUAAUGCUGUUGAAUUUAAGAUUGAACUAUUGAAUAGCAGAAGAAGUUGCAAAGCUGGAAUAGCAAAAUCUUUGGUGCCAUUUGAUAAGUGCUUAGGCAUGAACUUAUUAGGUAGAUAAAAAAAAAAUAUAAUCAUGUGCUGUACUAGUGAGUGUUAUGUGCAUAUUUGAAGUACAAAGGUUCCAAAUUCAUUGUACAGAAGUUCACGAGAAAAAGUA